Messenger RNA from Dermacentor albipictus, 11620 nucleotides. RefSeq names its product trichohyalin-like. Gene Ontology annotation, molecular function: structural constituent of presynaptic active zone. Gene Ontology annotation, cellular component: cytoskeleton of presynaptic active zone. The record is from RefSeq and is a predicted model, not a curated record. NCBI's taxonomy places the organism in Eukaryota, Metazoa, Arthropoda, Arachnida, Ixodida, Ixodidae. Gene Ontology annotation, biological process: regulation of synaptic plasticity; neuromuscular synaptic transmission; maintenance of presynaptic active zone structure.
UUAAUGGAUUUAGAAUCCCUGCGCAGUUUCUAAAUCUGUCUUUUUGGCGGCUACGAAGGAACGAAAGUUAGAUGCGUAAAUUGACGUAACGUUGGCGUUCACAUCUGCCGCUGAAUUCAAAAGGAAAACAGGCCCGAGUUCUUGCAGGAACGCUGGUGUAUUUUAACUACCCUCACACUCUUGAUGGAAGACGACACGGACGUAGCGGAAAGCAGGAGCCUCGUAUCCAAAAGGGAGCGGUGAGUAAGUCGAAGAUGGGCGCGAAGCAAACACGGAGAGAAAGAAGGAUCCAUCUAGUGGGUAUCGCCAUAUAGCAGCCAAAUCACGUGACCGCCACCGCGCGCGCGCGCCGCGGCGGACGGGCUUCCCGUUCGCACGGCGGCCCCUUCCAUUUGUUGACGCAAGUGGCUCCAUCGCGGGGCGGACGCUGCAAACACGAGCGCCGGAGAGCGAAGGAGAGGAGCCGUCCGGCUCGCGCGCUUGCUGCUCGGUGAAGCCUCGGCGGGGCGGUGCGCUUUGCUGCCGCGACAGACGACCGCUCGCGGGAGCCGCACUUUUCUCAUCCCGGCGUUCAUCCCGCCCCAAGGGAGGGCGGCCAUCACCGCCCGAAGGAAGAAGGUCUCAGGUGCGUGCAGUGCGCGAACGACGCUUGGUGCCCAAGCCCGCAGCUCGGGGGUGCCCGCCCCGCGACCCAUAGUGGAUACACGCAGACCCGAGUGCCAGCCCGGCGGCGGAGUGCGGAAGAGCAGCGCGGCCAUCGGCCGGAUCGAAGCGCCGCGUGCGUGAGUGGCGCGAUGCCGGUGGCGGCGGCUGCUGCUGCGGCGGCGGCCUCGGUCUCCUCGGCGGCCGCGACGACGAGCUGAGUGGAUGCGGACCGUGCAUUUCCGAGCCGGAGGGGGCCUUCCCGAGGCCGGCAGCUAGCUGAGCGAGGCGGCGCAGCGGAAGCAGCAGGAGAAGAGCAAGCGAUCGCAGCGUAGACCCAUGUCCUCCCGCGACAUGUACGGCGGCUCGCAGAGGUCGCCCCGGGCGGCCCAGAGCUCGCGCGACGUGAUGCUGGGGCCGCCUAAGACGUCCUACGCGUCCAUCUCGCAGCCGCCGUCUGCCAGGGGAAGUCCCAUCGCGCGCAACCUCUCGUCGCCUUCGCAGGGCCGCCGCAUGCGGCCCACCGGACCGUACGGCGUGAGCCGCUCGAGCAACAACAGCCCGCUGACCAUGUCCACGCACGACUACUACGGCGACGAGCCGGACCUGCGGGUCUCGCACCGGAGCCGGUCGGCCACGCGCACCGCGCCGCCGGCCAUGCGCUCCUCGUACCCGGGCGUCGGCGUCGUCGACCAGGACUUCAUGCCCAUCCGAGACCGGUCCCUGGAGCGCGGCGGCGUGGACCUGGGCCGCCGCGGGGGCGGAGGGUACCGCGAGGACAUGUACCGCGAGACCACCAUCGACGGCGACCCGUACCGGGACUACGGCAGCAGUGGCCGCGGAGGCGGCGGCGGUGGGAGCUUCGUGGCCGAGCUGCAGAGCCGGCUUAACGAGCUCCAGAGUCAAUAUGGGAGCGUCAAGCGGGAACUGGACGCGACCACGCAGAAGCUCGGCUCCAGCAUGCACAGCAUCAAGACCUUCUGGAGCCCCGAGCUCAAGAAGGAGCGCGCCUUGCGCAAGGAGGAGGCCGCCAAGUACGCCCUCAUCAACGACCAGCUGAAGAUACUGCGAUCGGAGAACCAGAAGCAGGCAUCGCUCAUCCGCCAGCUGGAGGAGGAGCUGCGGAUGGCGCACAUGCGCAAUCCCGACGCCGAGCUACGUCAGCACCUGGACGCCCUCUACGCCGAGAAGGAGCACAUGGCCAAGGAGAUAUUCCUGCUCAGGGAGACCAUCAAGGAACUGGAGCUGCGGAUAGAGACGCAGAAGCAGACGCUCGCAUCCCGAGACGAGAGCAUCAAGAAGCUGAUGGAGAUGCUGCAGAGCAAGGGCGUCGGGGGCCAGAUGCUGGAUGAACAGCGUAUGGAGAUGGAGCGACUGAAGAGCCGCCUCAUCGAAUCCGAAGCCCGUGCGCGCCACCUGGAGACCAUGUUGGACACCAGAGACCGAGACAUUGGCAAGCUGGACGAGCUCCGGAUCGAGCUGAACAAGCGCGACCAGGAGCUCCUGGCCAUGGGCGCCAAGAUGAAGACGCUGGAGGAGCAACACCACGACUACCAGCGCCACAUCGCUGUGCUCAAGGAGUCCCUGUGCGCCAAGGAGGAGCACUACAACAUGCUGCAGGCUGACGUGGAAGAACUGCGGCAGCGGCUGGAGGAGAAAAACAAGUUGAUAGAGAAGAAGACUCAGCAGGCGCUCACAGCGACGCAAGAGCGCAACCAGCUAAGCCAAGAACUGCAGGAGCUGAGAGAUCACAUGGACAUCAAGGACCGAAAAAUCAACGUGCUUCAGAGAAAGAUCGAGAACCUGGAGGACCUGCUGAAGGAGAAGGACAACCAGGUGGACAUGGCGCGAGCGCGGCUGUCGGCGAUCCAGGCGCACCACUCGACCUCAGAGGGCGCCCUGUCCAGCCUGGAGGAGGCCAUCGGCGACAAGGACAAGCAGAUCGUGCAGCUGCGCGAGCAGCGCGACCGCGCCGAGCAGGAGCGCAACGAGGAGCGGGACCUGCACGAGCGCCAGCUGGCCGAGUACCGCAUGAAGAUGCACGCGCUGGAGAGCGAGAUGGACAAGCUGCAGGGCCGCCUGGAGAAGGCCAACGCCGAGAAGGAGCGCCUGGAGGCGCGUCUCGAAAACUCCCAGUCCGAGUUGGGACAGGCGCGUGCCGAGCUGGACAAGAUCCAGGCCGAGGUGAGCCGCUCGUCCGCCGACUGGGAGCGAAUGCGCGGCGAGCACGCGCGACUGUCGCUCGAGAACGACCGCUUCCGCGAGCACGUGGGCCGCCUCGAACAGCCCACGGUGACGUCGUCAGCGUACCGGAGCGCCACAAGCAUACUGCCGCUGCAGCAGCAGCAGCACGCGUCCGACGAGCGCACCCAAGAGAAACUCGACCGCGUGCAGGCCGAGCUGCGCCGGGCGCAAGCUGAACUGAGGAUGACGCAGGCGGAGCAGGAACGGGCGCGCGGUGAGCAGGAGCAGCUGCAGGAGAAGCUGGAGCGCUCCCAGGGAGAAGUGUACCGGCUCAAGGCCAAGCUGGAGAACGCGCAGGCCGAGAGGGAGGCCCUCCAGGAGGAGUACGACCGCGUGCAGGGCAUCGUGGCCCGAGGCCAGUCCGACAGGGACGCCGCGCUGGCCGAGGCGGAGACACUGAGGGCGGAGCUGGAGCGCGUCCAAGGGGGUCUCACGAAGGCGCAGGUGGCGCAGGAGAAGACGCAGGCGAUGCUCGACCGGGCGCAGCUGGAAGCCGACAGGCUGCAGGAGAAGCUGGACAAGGCACUGACCGAGACGAGGAGGCUGGCUGCCGACCGCGAGCGCUGCCAGGACGAGGUGCAGGGCUUGCAAGGGCAGCUGGCCCAGGCUCAGCUGCACGCUCAGCGGGCGCACAAGGAGAAGGACGCGCUGCAGUCGGAGCUCGAGCAGACGAGGGAGAAGGCCGACAGGGCGCUGGCCUUGCAGCAGAGGCUGCACAAGGAACGCGACGGCGCCCAGGCCGAAGCGGACGCAUUGAGAGACCGUCUGGAAAUACUCCAGAGCCAACUAGCCAAGGCGCACAAGGAGCGGGAGAACGUCCAAGCAGAGUUUGAGGUGAUGCGUGACAGGCACGACAAGAUUGCGCUCCAGGCGGAGCGAGGACGAGCCGAGGCCGACGCAGCACAGGCCGAGUUGCGGGCAGCGCGCGACCGCGCCGACAAACUCCAGCUGCAGCUGCAAAAGGCCCAGGAAGAAAGGGAACUGUGCAGGCUGGAACAGGACAAGCUCCGCGAGAAGCUUGACAGGGCACAGGCGGAAAGCUUCAAAGCCCAGACCCGCCUUGACCAGGGUCAGGCGGAGGCAGACCGCUUGGCCCUGGAGUUAGACAAGUCCCAGGUCCUGCUGGCUAAGACCAAGGAAGAUCACAAGCGCUCUCAGGAAGAGUUCGAAGGCUUGCAGGACCUGUAUGUGAGAACGAAUGCCCAGCUGGCCAAGACCAAAGAGGCCGAAGAGAAGACACGACAGGACCUCGAUCGCUGUCAAGUCGAGCUGGAAGUUGCCCGCGAUCGUUUGGAUAAGGCACAGCUGGAGGCGCGCCGUCUUCAAGCCGAGCGCGAUCGGCUGCAAGCCGAGGUAGACCGCAUGUCUCUAGAUAUGGACCGCAUCCAAACGCAAGUGGGGAAGACCCAAACGCAUCACGAGAAGUCCCAGGAAGAAUUGGCGAGAAUGCAAGUGGAAUUGGAAAAGCUCUACGAAAAACUGGAUAGGGCACAGACGGAGCUGCGCAAGACACAGAACGAGAAAGAUCGCCUUCAGUCUGAGAAAGAAAGCCAGCAGGCUGAGCUGGAACGCUACCAGGCGCAAAUGGCCAAGUACCACAGCACCCAGGACAAGUCUCAAGCAGACUUCGAACGGCUGCGUAUCGACGUUGAAAAGAUGCGGGACAAAUACGAAAAGACGCUUGCAGAGCUGAACAGGACAAGUGAGGAAAGCGCGAAGCUCAAAGCCGAGCUGGACCGAACACGGUCGGAGAAGGGUGUCACCCAGGAAGAACGCCAGGCGCACGCUAAUGAAAUUGAACGGCUUUACAUCGAAGUUGAAAAAGCCAAGGACAAAUACGAAGGCGCCAAGAUCGAAGUCAAGAAACUUCAAGACGCGCGCUCCCAGCACCAAGCCGAAAAUGAGCGGUUGCGCAGAGCCCUGGAAGCUACGCAGGCCGAGCUGAAAAAAGCCACUGCGUCAACAGACGAUCGACAACGCCAGGAGAUGGAGAAGUUAACAGCUGAAUCUCAGAGUCUCCGUGAGAGAGCCGACCGUGCUAUCCAGGAGAGGGACUCGCUUCUCGCAGAACUGAACAAGGCUCAGGCGACACUGGAUUCGCUGCACGAGGCCAGCGAAGGAGACCGGCAGAAGAGCACCUCGGAGGUGGAGCGCCUCAGGCACCUUCUGGGUCGCUCCGAGGAAGACCUCCAGAAGACGGUCGGCGAGAACAGCAGGCUACAAAUGGAAGUGGAGCGGUUGAAACAGGACGUCGAGGACGCCGAGCGGUACAUCGCGAGUGUGCAGGAGAGCACGCAGAAAGACCGCAGCCAACAGGAAAGCCUUCGAGCGGAGACGAAACGGCUCCACGAGACCCUGGAGAUGGUCCAGGAGGAGCUACGCAAGACUUCCCAGGAACGCAACCGGCUCCAGAUCGAAGUGCAGGAGCUGGUUUCGGAACUGGAACGACGUAGCGGCACGGACACCGCUGCCCGUGCUCAGGAGGACGCGAGGAUACGGGGUGAGAUCGAGAAGCAGCAGCAAGAACUGCAACAGCUGCACAAGGAACUGAAGAAGAGCACGCAGCAGAUGCAGAAGCUCGAGACCGAGAACAAGGAGCUCAGAGCAAAGCUCGAAAGAGCUUUGGACGCAGCCGCUCACGCGCAGAAGCAGUCGGAAGAGACGCACGCCGAGACUACCAAACUGAGAGAGGCAAACCGAAUGCUGAAGCAGCAGCAACAGCAACUCCAGCAGCAGGCCGCCGGUGCAAUGAAGGAGGGCGAGCGCGAAAAGCUGCAGAGAGAACUGGACAGGAUGCAAGUGGAAAUGGAAUGUCAGAGGGAAGAAGCAUCGAAGCUGAGGAAGCAGCUGGAGCAGUCACGGGCGGAAAUCAAGAAUUUCUCGGUGGAGCGAGAUCGCUUCCAAGAGCAGCUGGAGAAACUGGUUCAAGAGAUCGAACGGAGGGAGACCGAGAUCCAGAGCCUUCGCGCGAAAGGCGCCCAGCCUCAGGCAAACCCCAAAAUGGAAGCCGAGCUCGAGGCCCUCAGGAAGAGGCUCGACGACCGACAGAAGCAGCUGGACGAGUUCGAAAAGAGGCUCAAGAAGAAGAAAGAGAAGCUGGAGCAGGCAGAGGCUGCCCUGCAAAAGGCGGGCAGCACGGAGACGGAACAGGAGCUGGUCCGGCAGCUGGCCGAGCUGAAGAUGCGCUGCGCCGAACUGGAGACGAGGCAGCCACCACCGCCUCCGACGGGAGGAGCCAACGAGGCCGAGCUGGAGCGGCUGCUCCAGAUCAUGUCUUCCCUCGAGGAAGAGAAGGUCAAUCUCAACGCACAGAUCAAGCAGCUGCAAGAGGCGCUAAGGGACCGAGACAGCAAACUGAACGCGCUCAAGCGUAGCCAGCAGACGGACAAGACGCGAAGCGCCCAGAUGAUGGACGAAGCUCGCCGGAGAGAAGGAGACCUCGGUCGGGAAGCUUCCAAAGCUCAAGAGGAAGUUGCACGGCAGCGAGAACGCAUUGAGGCCCUGGAAGAGGCCCUCCGGGAGAGCGUCGAGAUCACCGCCGAGAGCGAGGCCGAGGUGGUGCGCCAAGAGUCCCUGCUGCGGGAGGCCCAGGACACGGUAACGGACUUGGAAGCCCAACUUCGUCGCGCGAAGAGCAGCGGCGAGUGCGUCCGCUGCGGCAGCUGCCCAGACCUCAGGUUCCAGAUGAAGGACGUUGGCUGGAAGGCCAUGUGGGCGGAGCGGAAGCGCCACCUGGACGAGCUCUACGAUAUGAAGCUGGAGGCACUGUCGUCGGCCAUCAGCGAAAAGGACGCGCACCUGGCCCUGCUGGAAGAACUGCCAAUCCAGGACGAGAACACCAAGCGUCAGGCGGAGAACCUGCGCGCCGAAAAGCAACGCCUCGUUCGGAGGAUCAAAGUGGAGAACGAGAGCCGUGUCAAGAUGAUCGCUGAAGCUGACGACGCCUUGCAACGAGUCAACGGCACUGGAGACCACGACACGGUGACUGAGCAGGAUGACAAGGCGGACACGUCGUGAUCUCCCCGGACUUCGCUCUGCCACGCUGCUGCUGCCUUCGAUUCGGACAGCCCGACACGGCUGGAAGCUAGCGGCCACGGAAACCAACGUCCCGUUCGCUGCAUAGCCCUCCAUAUACCGCCUUCGUCGAUUCCAUGUGACCACAGCCUUCUUUUCGUUAUCGCUUCUGCUGUUAUCUGUGCGACGCGAUAAUACUCGUUCUCUCUCUCCUUCUUUUUUACUGGUACUUGUCGCUACAGCGGGAAAAUCGUGAAGAACGUAAUAUAUAUUUUUUUAUUCCGUUCGUUUUCUCACCGUGCCAAAAACUGGAUGGGACGUCCUGUGGCGAGCUCAAACUCGCACAUCGUGAAGGCAAGCGAUUCUUAAUUCUUAACCGUGCGGUUGUUUUUUUUUUUUUUGUACAAAGAGUCAACCUGUUGACUAGUUCCAUACGUGAAUUUUUUGUGACAGUGAAGGAAAGACCCAUUAUCAUUUUUUUCUCCCAUAAUAUAAAUCCACUGCGCUGUACAUCUUACUGAGAAACAAAAUACCAAGAAUAUUUCACCUUUCUUGUUACUGUAACUCCGCGACCAGUUUUUCUGAAGUCUACGGGGAGCGAUACCCAAACGAUGGUUAUACGUCUUUUGAAUUAUUGUUGCAUCCUAUUUUGUUUACAUAACAUUUGUUUGUUUAACGCAAGCUGAUGUAUUUUUGUUUUCUUGUAUAUGACGAGCAAGUUGCCGCUUUUAUUGACUGUACAUAUUGCGUGUUUUUACGAGACGUGUGCUUUCGUCUGCGCGUCUUCAUCAUAUACAUAUUGGUACGUGUUGUGCGCAUUUCAAACACCCUUUGGUAUCAUCCCUUUUAGCUUGUGCUGCAUGUUUAUAGGCGAGAAAGCAAUCUUUCUUUCUUUCUUUUACCCUCCAACGAAGCGUUGCGCGGCCAUGUUCUGGAAACGGCAGAAGUUCUCCAGGAGUGGGACAGGUGGGCAGCCAGAUUACGUCACACGUGCAAAGCGGAGGACUGACCAUAUUAAUCGGAAACCUCACUUCGCAAAGCACUUUGCGUGCAACUCCGCUGGGUUCGGAGUUCCCCGGAGUCUUAGCUAUGACUUGUUGGCUGUCGCAUUUGGUCGUGGCGAUGAGCGGACGAACCGCGAAGCAACGCAAAUUGUACACGUAAUAUUGGUUAGUGAGCCGAUUUCACCUUUGCGCUAUGAUAACGAAGGCACCGGUCAAUGACAGAAAAAUGUUGGAAACAUAAUCUCUUGCGGCAACCGAGUGAAAGGACGUUAAUACAUAAAAUAAGUGAAGCUUUUAUGAGAUAUAUGGAUGCUCUGCGAGUCUGUAGAAAGAAAAGUGAAUAAUCGUUCAUACAUAAAGCACACGCGUUACUACGCGCAAUAUUUUAUUCAUCGCGAUGAAGUAACAAUGCGAAGACUGCACACAUCUUAAUGACACGAGACAAUUUCCUGCGUCGCCCAAAGUCCCGGGGUGAUGUAUCUUCUGCCAGGCCAUUGAGCUGUGUCCCGUCUUCGCACUUUUGUUUCACGAUGAUUAAGGCACCAACAAGCUGACAUUUGCACCGUGCUGUAUUUUACUCACGUUGUGCUGGUAGCGACCGAACGCAUAAAUUUUCCGCGGAUCAGCAGUGAGACAUAGCGUUGUUCAUUCGUUCUAGCUGAAACAACCGUAGGAGCUGGCCUUCGAAUAGUGGUUCAGCAGAUUUUAGUCAAGAAGGAGGAAUAACUAAGGGCACAUAUCACUAGAUCGAAACAAGGUUGUACUGUUAUCACAUGUAGCUGUGGAGACAUAGUACUCUGGCGAAAGGCGACUUAUGAGCUUAAAUGUUUAUAGCACUGAAGAACACUUAACUGACACCAAGCUGCACGUUGUUUGUGACGUAAGAAGCACAGUGCGGAGAGCUCAUCCGUUUUUCGUAGCUCUCUUUUGAGCUACGAAAAACGGACGUCUGUGUACUCAUGAGAAUGAACAGAAGCACAAGGGUGUGUUACGUUACACUUACGUUUGUCAGCAGUAUAAUAAUUAGUUAAUUAAUUAUUAUUUGACAAGUAGGACGUGCAAGGAGGAGUGUGUUGCGAGGCCAUCAAUUUUUUUAUUAUUCGAGGGAUCGUUCAAGAUUUUCACGGACGCAGUAAACUUCGUCGGCGCUCUAGUAGCAGCCAGCGGCUGAUUUCAGAACGUUUAGUAAUACAUGCCUGGAGAAUACUCUUAAGUGGCCAUGAUCAGGUCGCAAUGCUUGGAAUGGUCUGUGACAGUUCUGCUCAGUAAAAAGUUGAAUUUUCUAUUCUUCGACCAAGUUAAGUCUAUAUUGUUGAUCUUGGCUUGCCUAACGAAAUAUUUGGCAUCGUUUACAGUCACCAAUCAGGGAGUUCAACGACAAUGAUUCGCGCACUUACCCGUAUUGCGUUAGUUUACCCCCAGGAUCAAUGGAAUUCAUUACUGCAUGCACUGGUCAAAUCGCCGAGAAUUGAGCUACCGGUACUACUUCGUUCUUCCUUCCAUCAUUAAGAGAAGACACUAUGAGAAGAUGUCAGGUACAGCUGUAUAUGCGAGCCUUCAGGAAGCGGCAGUGGUUUCAUAUGCGUUCCAUAAUUACAAAUCUGCUUUAGCAAGUUUCACUGCAAUACACAUCUGUAUUGCGGUGAUAUUAUUGAGCAUACAAAAAUAAAAAUCGUACAGGUAGUUUAAAGCCUGAGGAGAGCAACUCAGAUUACGAUAAAGCCGGUGGCGAAAGAUCUUAAACCUACGGACCAGACCGAUUACCAGAUUUAGUGUUACCAUUGCAACGCCUUGAAUGUCCUGGAAGCACCGUGGAACAAUACUAAACCAUGAGAUGUUGUUUACACGUAGGAGCAAAUUCUCACUUCCCAUCAACGCAACACAUUUUGUAUGCUUCACCACAUUACGCAGUUGUAUAGCGGUGAAGCGACCAUGAACCGCAUAUAAGACCCUUGCUCAGGAAGCUACCAUUUGGAGAAGUUCUGGAGCUCCGACGUUGUACGAUGCAGGUUCAGCGAGCGAUGCGAUAUAAGCCUUAUAGACACCGCAACAAAAGCGUAGGUCCGCUCUCAAUCAAGGAUUUAGUGAAGAGUAAUCGAGCGCUUUGCCACGACCCUUCUGUACGGCAGGUGAACGUUAAACAACUGCAAGGCAACACGCACUUAAAAGCCCAGGGCUCCACUUUACGUACGAGCAGGACUUCGUUCCGACCUCUAAAUUCCCGCAGCCACCCAGGUGACCGGACAGGACAGACGGCUCCGCAGACAGCUCACUUCGGUUUAACGGCAGAAGCAUCCGCUUUUCCUUUGGCAGUAAGGUGGGUCGGUCGGUGGCCUUUCACGCAGCGUGGUACAGCUAGCUAUGCAAAAGCCUAGACGGCGCCUACGUCCCCGACCAUGCGCCACGUCUUCGGACAUUGGUACGUAGGAUACGCGAGUGUUCGUACGAGGCUGAAACUGACGCCCGGAAAGUUGUGACCGCGUCGUUGUAGCCAGCACCUUCGCUCAGCGGGCCUCACUGUCCCCAUCGCCCAUGUUAACGGCGAAGCCAGUUAGGUCGAAGCCUGAACUGGCAACAAUGCCCGGUUUCGCGCAAAGUCGGGGCCCAUUGCAACGUCCGGUCGUCUUCGAGGAAGGUUGCAUAUUUGCGCACUUGCUACCUUCGUUACUGCGAAGCCGAUAACAGGUUUUGCGUGCAGCUCCUCGAUGUUGCAUCCUGGGCCAGCGACAACAAAAUAGGCGAUUUCAGCUCUACCUAAACGGCAGGUAUACGACUGGGAGACCUUGGCAGUCGCUCAGGUAUGGCUCCGGCCCUUUCAGAAGGAAAACUGGCUGUUGGCGCAGUAGACUUUGUCGAGCCGGGGUUAUGGCCAGCUACACGCGACCGCAGUUCGCAACCUUUCGAGCGUCGAAAAUUCGGGUGUGUGCUAAUCGGGCUCCUCGAGAGAGUUCCGGCAAGAUGGGCGGACUCUCUCUCUCUCCCGCGAGGAGCAAGACCAUAUGGCAGCGGCCCUUUUUGUUCCGCUAUUCUGCAGUGCCUAUCUCUAUCUCUCUGAGACGAUUCAAAUCAUUCCCUACGCUUCGCGCGCACCUUUCACUUAUUUAUCGGGCGUGUGCGGGCCAGCCAUACGUGGUAGGCGUUCGUCAAGCGCUUCUCAUUCGCGUUAUUUUGUUUUUUUUUCCCUGUGUGCCGUGUGUAUGCACUCCGCCAAACCAGGCAGGAUCGGUGGUGCCUGAAUUUUCCGUUCUUUUUUUCUUUUGUAUUGUACGGCACCGGCUUGCAACUCACUCCUGUAGAGAGGUGCAUGGUGUCGUUCCGGCAAUGUAGAUGAAGGCGUUUAUGGGAAAAACAAACACUGUUGUUGCAUUGUUCGUUCUCUAUCGUUUGUUGUUUUUUACACACUGUUACGCGUGUACUGUCAUCAUUAUUUCCUCCUCCCUCGAGUAUCUGUAAACCUUUAACUGUGUAUCCUCGAAACCCAGAAAAAAAAAACUCAACAAGAGAAAUGAAACUCAGCCUCUCUCUCUCCUCGUCACCGUGGUGUGCACUCUAUAUUCACUUAGGUAUAUAAAUAUAUAUGUAUAAAUAUUAUGUAUAUGUAUACAUAAUGCAUAUAUGUACAUGUUGAUGUGUGCGCAUGUGUGCGUGUUUCCGUUUAUGCGUUUGUCUUCGCGUGAUAUAUAAAUAUGUGUGUAAAUAAAUCCUAGCUUAUUCCA